This is a messenger RNA of Gallus gallus (chicken), 1005 nucleotides long. RefSeq names its product coiled-coil domain-containing protein 81-like. The record is from RefSeq and is a predicted model, not a curated record. The coding region runs from base 44 to 961 and encodes 305 amino acids. NCBI's taxonomy places the organism in Eukaryota, Metazoa, Chordata, Aves, Galliformes, Phasianidae. Gene Ontology annotation, cellular component: centrosome. The transcript is spliced from 7 exons.
ACCCUGAAGGAGCAUCUGGACGAGAGCAGACGCAUCUGAAGGGAUGAGCUCCGGCAUGGCUGGCGCCAACACGGAGCAACCCGCUGGCACAAGGCGGAACAGGACGAGCGAGGCCGGCCCCGCAGCGAGGCGUGCCUCCAGAGCGACAGACACCAACACCGAAGAGCGAGUUGCCGUCUGGGAUGUGGUGGCCGCCUACGUACAGGAGCACCUCCUGGUGCAGAAGGGGGUCUGGAUUCCCACCUUCGGCUCAUUCGACACCAUCUCUAAAGACAUCAGGACUGCGGACGGGACCGUGACUCUGCGGUGGCCCGUGUUUCAGCUGGCCAGGAACCUCAGAGCCAUGCACCACCUCGGGUCCGACAAGGACUCCCUGCCAGCCCAUAGGGAGGUGGAGACCCUGAAAUACAGCGAGGUGGCUGCCGCUGCCUCUGUGACCUGGCAGAGAGGGAAGACCUGCAUCCAAAGCACCGUGUCCCUCCUCUCCAACUGCCUCAAGAAUGGGGAGAACGUUGCCUUUGUCCUGAAAGACAUAGGAGUGCUCCUCUUUGAAGGCAUGAGCUUUGGAAUUAAAUACUAUUACGACUUCCUUGAGAAGCUCUCCGGGAAGGAGAAAUUCAGAAAAGUUGUUUUCAAGGCCCCCUGGCUGCUGGACACGCUGGUGUCCCGGGUGGCACCGGUGGCCUCCCUGACGCACUCUGGCCGCCUCGUCGUCUUCCCCAUGUUUCAGAAGCAGGUUGCACCCAAACCACCGCCCAGGAUAUUCCGCAAGGCCUCCGGAGAUCUCCAUGGUGAGGGGAAGCAAAAGAAAGAAGGGGCUUUGCCACCUCUUGUCCAGGGCAAGAAAGUGAGGUUUGCUGAAGUGCCAACGUACAUCAGACGCUUCAGCGUUGCAAGUACUGCUGGACAAAGCUCAAGAAGCAGAAGAAGCUUACAGCAGGAGAGCUUUUCGUCCAGGUGAGGCUGGAGGCUCUGGGCUGGGAUCAGCUCACAGGGCUGGCCCCU